UUAGCCUUUAUGGCUUUACGAAAUCAUUCGGGUAUUCCCCAUUGUAUCUUACGUUUAGAAGAAAUCAGACGUUUGGGUAUAGAUCAUGUCGGAUUAAAGUAAGCAUCGAAUGGGCUUCAGAAGUAACCAACCGUUGUAGUACUGUGUUACUUUAAUGUGGCCCACACAUUGUGUCGGGUGUGAGGGCGUACCUGUCCUUUUUGUCAACGGAGAAGUUUCAGACGAACAGUCUUUUGUCAAGAACAUAGAACACACGCAUAGAGAGCGGCGCUGAUUCCUGAAGACGACUUUACCAGGACAAUUAGAAUAAUGAAUGCUGACAAAAUGGAUUUUGACCUAAACGAUGCCAUUUUAUUUAGGACAGUCCGAUCUGGAGCCUCCGAGGAUGUCUGCCAGUUGAUUCGUAUGUCUGACAACAAGCUGACGUCAUUUUCUAGCCACGCCCUAAACUGGAGUGUGGUGAAAGCGAGCUACAUGGGACACAAGACUUUGCUUCCCUUCCUGCUCCAAGAUGGCGCCAGAAUUGAGGUCCGUGAUGACUACGGAAACACGCCCCUUUUGAUCUGUUCAGAACAGGGGAACACAACCCUGGUGAGUUUUUUGUUGUCGAAAGGAGCAGACGUCAACGCUGCCAAUCGCUAUGGCAACACAGCGCUCAUUCUGGCCACGUCACAUGAUGUGGUCAAACAACUUCUCAGCCACACGUCCGUCGACGUAGAUCAACAAAACUGCAGCGGUAGCACAGCGCUGAUGAAUGCUAUAGAAAGGUUGGACUAUACAAAAAUUCUCUUACUAAUCAAAGCUGGAGCAUGCGUCAAUGGAGAGAAAUAUCUAUGCCAAGGUAACACAAAAUCCUGCAUCUAUCUGACUAACAGCGCAGGGGAGAGUGCUUUAGAAGUAGCGAAUCGAGUUGGAGUUGGCAGGUUAAUAGAAUUCUUACAUCAAGCUCAUAUCUCAAUGUGUCCUCCCCUUGUCUAUGCUGCCAUCAACUCUGAUUUGGUGUCUUUCCAUUUCCUCCUGCAGCAGAAUAUCUGUCAGUCCGUAGAAAUUAAAAGUGAACCUUAUAUUCUUCAUAGAAUGCUGCAGUCUCUCUACAGAAAAUCAACUGUUGGUGAUCCUGAUGUAGACAUGCUCAAAGAAAUAUGCAGUCUCGGUGUCGACGUGAACUUAUGUGCACAACCUGAUCAGCGACCAAUCUCACUGGCAGUGGAAAUGGGAAACUAUGACAUCGUAGAGACUCUAUGUCUUCACGGCGCCCUGAUCAGCCAUGAUGUGCUAAUUUCAGCAGUCAAGAUGAAACAUACAAAUCUCAUUCCUUUACUAGCUGUUUACGGAGCUCACAUGAAUUUGAUUGGUGAACGUGGAAGCUUCAUUUACCAGGACUCAGCUUUGGACCUCGCUUUGACCAGAUCAGAUUUCGGAAGUGCCAAGCUGCUGCUUUAUCACGGAUCCGAACUCGAUCUACGGUUUGCUUUGAAAAAAGCAGUUAAACAUGGUAACUGGAAAACACUUACAUUCCUUUUGGAUCUCUAUCCGGAAACUUCAAAGUCCAUCCUGGAAACCAAUCACGAGAUAUUCCAUGAAUCCGUGGCUGUAGGAGAUGUAAGUCUCAUUGAAGCUUUGCUGGCUUCAGGGGCAGACAUUCAUGGCAUCAUUGAUCAAAAAACACCAUUGAUGAACGCGGUAGACAUGGAUGUCAUCAAAUAUUUACUGGACAACGGAGCAGACGUGAACUUCAAAACAAAUACAACGACUCUAAUUCAUACUCUGACUUCAAGUUAUCGUCAAAGCCUGGAAAGCAGUUUACAAGUGGCUGAGAGCAAUACAAGCUCAGAACAGCAGCAUAUAAACAUAUUGAAUGUACUGCUCGAUAAUGGGGCGUUACUUAAUGACAUCAAUGACGAUGGACAAACGGCGUUGAUUAAUUCUGUGACAAGAGAUUGUUCAGAAAAAAUUAUAAAGUUUUUUCUUAACAAAGGCUGUAAAAUAAACCAAAUCGAUACUUUGGGGAACACGGCGUUACAUGAAGCCGCAUCUUCGGGUAAUAUAAGGGCUUUAACGGUUCUUCUAAACCAUGGCGCAAACGUCAAUCUACAGAAUACUGUUGGCCGUAGUCCUCUGCAUGAGGGUGUUGAUGGAAUCUUUACUAGUUCUGUAAUUACCAAAGCUCUACUUGAUCAUAAUGCGGACGUUCAUAUAGAGGACAUUGCAGGGAACACGCCAUUGCUACUAGCUUCAACGUUUGAUGGUAAUGAUAUAGUAAAACUGCUGGUGGCUGCUGGCUCUAGAGUCAACCACACCAACCACGAUGGCAUGUCUUCACUGAUGUUAGCGGUUGAAAAUCUCAAUGAAAGCGUGAUGCUUUCAUUGUUGAAAGCUAACGCUGAUGUCGAUUUGAUUAAUACCAAGCAACAUCCAAAGACAGCCUUGUCUAUAUUACUAAACAAAUGGUAUCCACAUUUUUUGAGUCAACAUUUGGCGUCAGAACUACUAAAGCACGGAGCCAGUGCAAAGUUUGUCCUGCCUGAGGUUCUACAUCGUAUUAUUGCAAUGGGUAAUGUCCAGUUGGUCCAACAACUUAUUGCUUCAGGGAUUGGACCGAUGGAUAUUGUUUUGCGAAGAAAUCUAAUGGAAUGGCCACUAAAAACUAUUUCCCCUUUGAGUGUUUGUUUAAUGACAGAUCAACUCCAAUUAGCCAAAUAUUUGAUAGAUAACUGGUAUUUAACACAAUCAGAUCUUACAAUAUUAUCCAAAAAUUCAAUACUUUUAAAUUUUCUAGAUUUUAGAAUUAAUGAAUUUUUAAAGGAACACUCCUCACAACCCCCGAGACUGGAACUUUUAAGUUUCGUCUGUGUUUCCGCUUCCGUUGGUUCUGGUCCAGAUAGAGCAGACAAAGUGAAACAGUUAUGCCUGCCUCCUAUUCUACAAGACCAUCUGCUGUUCAAGAAAGUGGCAGAAGAAAAAAUGAACACUGAUGAGAAUGAGGACGAAAAUAUUUUUUUCUGCCAUCAGAUUUCCAGCAAUCAACUAGACAAAGACAAAUACACAUCUGAUUUUUACGAGAAAGAUGAAGAGUUUUUAGAGUUUGACAGGCACAUUAGAGAUGAUAGUUCAGAAGAUGAAGACAACGAUGUCAGUCCGGGUCAGGCUAGAGAUGAUAAUAGUUCCAGGGAAGAAAGUGACAGUAACUCUUCACAGAAUUCUAGCGUUUCCGAAAGUGACUCAAAUGAGGCAGAAAGCUCAGACGACACUUGUACAUUACAGUAACACUGGUAUUAAGUAGAAGCAGCUAGAUCUAAGUAUCGUUUAUUUCGAACUUUCAUGCUUAUAAAAAUAUCCUUCCAAUGUGCAGAAAACCUAGAUUUUUUUUCUCAUAAAAAUUAAACUACCAAAUUGUUAUUUUAGUUCGUCCCAAGAAAUGUAUAACCUCCCUUUCCAUUAUCUUACUGAUCAGUAUUGCAUCAAGCAGGCUUCAUUUAUAAUAUUUGUUUGGAGAAUAUAAGACUUUGUAACAUAUAAUAGUUUCACAAGAGUAUUGAAAGCAUUCUAAAAUGUUUUGGAAAAGAUUAACAGUUGUGUAGAGCUUCACACUUACUGCUAUAUCAAGCCUAUGAUUUAAUUGUUUCGGAUCUAGAAACCAAUAGUUUUAAACCGCUAGUCUAGCAGACGGCAAAAGUAGUUCAAAAACUGUAACAAAUUGUAACAUUCUGUGAUCGAGACUUUUUUAUCCCUAUCAGUUGUAUCCGUUAGAUAUCUGCUUUCACUGCAUUCCUUGUGUAAGAUCGAGAUUGAUUGUUUGAGAGGGGGGGGGGGAUAGAUUUUCUUGUUAUAUUAUUGAGAUGUAUUGGAAUAUGCAAGUCGUAACUGGGAGUGCGUUAUCGUGUGAAAUGCUGAACUCGUCUUAAGGAUUUAAUCUUCGAAGUCGAAGACAAUGCCAGGAUGAUACACUGUGAUAUUGUUAUGCUUUGAUAAUGUUGUUUAUUUUAUUCAUUGUGUAAUACAUUUUGUUAUAUAU
Messenger RNA from Biomphalaria glabrata, 4015 nucleotides. Its product is annotated as ankyrin repeat domain-containing protein 50-like. The transcript is spliced from 2 exons. Gene Ontology annotation, molecular function: protein binding. The record is from RefSeq and is a predicted model, not a curated record. The coding region runs from base 310 to 3267 and encodes 985 amino acids. Lineage: Eukaryota; Metazoa; Mollusca; Gastropoda; Planorbidae.